UGUAACUUCCGCGCAGGACCGUCUCCAGACGACACACUGCUGCCCUCGUGUUGACCGAAGCUGUCUGUUACACCCGUCCAUGAAGAUUGGAUGGAGAACUCUCAUUCGAAAAAGGCGUAGAUCUUUUCACUUCCAUCCGACUUCCUAUAUCCCAAUUCGCCAUUAUGUUGAGGACGUUUUUGAGUCUCCAGCACAAGCGAUGGCCGAGUUCAGACUAACUCAAGAGUCAAAGCACACAAACCAGCCAUCAAAUUCUAAGAAGCUGUCAUCUUUGAUCAGGGAUGGUCAUUUCCGUAUGGCCCAAGCGACCCGAGACGAGUGGCUCAGUAAUGGCAGGGAUAUUGGGUGGGACGAUAGUUAUUUCGAGGCAGCACACUAUGCAUUGAGGAAUCAUAUGGCACAAGAAGCAAUUGUAUCUUUCACCCAAUGGUUGCAGCUCCUACCCAAUGCAGUUCGCCAUCGAGACCACAAGGAAAAUCUACGAAGACUCUGUGAUGCCCUCUUGAAGAGUCCGCAACAGGACAUCGCAUUCAUCCAUCAAUUCGCCAUUGUUCUAGCCUCGAAGGGAUACACUGGCUUUGUCCAAGAUUACCUCUUACCUUUAAUCAAGCAAUAUGGGGACAACGAGAUGGUUCACAACAUUAAAUUCGAGCUACUUCCGAAAACACUUCCUUCGCCGUCAACAACAUCCGACGUGUUUGAAUUUGAACAUGAUGAAUACUUCUUCGAGUCUUCGGAUGUUCAUCAGGUGCAAGGGGAUGACGCUGUAGGCCGUUUACAUCAGUGUAUCGCGAAGGCUUCGUACGAGGAAGCCAAGACCAUCCUUUCUGAAUUGGAAUCGGUUCAUUAUCCAAUUCCCCCGCAUCCUAUCUUCGAGCGCGGAGCUCAGCUUGUUCUUGAAAUGCAUCAAGGAGACAGAAAGACCAGAAACCACAACUUUCUACUUUUUCUCUCCCAUGUACCCCCCUUACACAUGCAAGCCUCGGCCUCAGCGAUCCCGUUUCAUGAGACUGUACAAGCAGUCAUUUAUAAUCAUAGGUCCCUUCUCGCCUCUGUCGCCUUAAUCCUUUCAUCCAAAGGAUACGCGGCUAUCCUGUCGCCCCUUCUUUUACCGAUUAUUUUGCGAGUCAACUCACCAGAGUCUAUGAAAGAGUUCCUGAAGGAGUACGAAAAACUCAACGAGUUAUACCAUCGAGGAACGGCAGCGGAUCAGGGCUCGAAUAGUAAACAGCACAUCCCUAUGGAAAUGCACUUGAUGCUCUCCAAAAAAUCGAUAAGAGAGUGCGCAAUCCGAGCUUUGGCAGUCAUAGGACAUCUCGAGCUCGCUGUCAAUUUGAUACCAACGAUGGAUCAGGAAGUCGUUCUCGACCGGCGCACCUACGGCUUUCUGUUGACUCAUCUGAAACGCCGUCGCUCUUUACUCGUCGAGCAACCUAUCUUCGAUCCGAAAAAGCUCACUAAAGUGAAUAGCUUUACUGCUAGAGUGCAACGGAUCUAUGACGAGGCCUCAUACGGACACAACGCCACAACUACGGAAAUGUCACUUUUACACGGUCAAGAGCGCUUCCCUAUCGUAAACAGCGAGCUUACAACUACCUCUGAACUCGCCAACGCUAUUCGACGAGCUAAAUUUGGACUUCCGUUCAAUACGGGAAGGCUCAGAGAGAGUAGAAGAUUCCCAAAUCAACGCAUCCUCUUCCAAGUUAUUUCAGCCCUUUCUUCCCCCGAUGUUGUUUUGACAACCCCUUCCGGAGCGCAAGAGACGGUUGCUCUGUCUCGACCCCGCUUACUUCGCCUUCUACGCCGACGAGCACUCUACAGCACAUACGUACCGUCAAAGAUGUGGCUUUUCAUGGAGAUGGUAUAUCUCUGGCGCUCAAAACGUUACGAAGCCGUCAUCAAGCUGUUUGGGACGUUUUUCUGGAGUUUCGGAGUUCCGAUAGAAGAAAUCAACCCCAUUGUUCGCCUGGCAGAUGAUCUACUGAGCAUGGAAUCGCUUCCGGAGUUUUUCAAUGGAAAUCCUUCAAAGGGUAUACUCCCAAAGGGGAAAUUGUAUCCUUCUUCCGAACAAACAUCACUUGUAUGGCAAUCCUUAGUAAUGGUUCAUAGCGGUGACAAGGUAAAAGUCGUUGCGUUGUACAAGAAGAUGAUGGCUUUUGCUCGGACCUAUCACGAGGCGUCUAAACAACUUCAUGUCAAUGCGGAAACCGAAAAUCCUUCAUUGGAUACGCCGUACGUUUUGCCUCCUGGACUUGACCCGGAGGCAGAUGACUCUCCCUCUCUCCCGCUAGUAUCCCUGGAGCACCCUUUGAUUUCCGCAGAAACCUACACACCAUUCAUCGCACAACUCUCCCCUGGUAGAAAACGCCCUGUGCUUCGAAGGUCUGAUCUCUUUCCAUCUCAGAUCAUACGUGAUAUGACAACGUUGGGACUUCGACCCACUGUCUACCACUUCACGGAGUUGGCACGAGGAUAUGCAUUGGUCGGGGAAAGAACCAAGGCUCUUAAAGUUCUGGACCACCUCGAAGCUGCCCAUCCUGUUCAGGCUAGUCAAGAAGAUACCUCAGAACUAUCUGGUUCGAGUUUUGAGGAUGUAACGUCCGUGAACAAAGAACGAAAGGACGGGUUGCCCCUUCCAGACCUCGUUCUUUAUAUAGCUCUCAUGCGCUCGUUCAUCAUGGCCAGAGACUUGGAGGGUGUAGCGGAGGUCGACGGGAAGAUGAAGUCGCGAUAUGGAUCCAUGAGGGACAUGCAGACACGGAACGAAAAGGAGAAGGUUGGAAGUGUAAAAGAGAAUCUUGACUAUCUGGAAGAAGUAUACCGGGACUGGCAUUCGAUGGAAGUUGCGAGGCAAUUGGAGUAGGUAUCAUACCGUGUGUCAUCUGAGGCCCUCGUAACCGCUGUUUCGUACUAAGGGCUCGAACCUGCUUCCUGAACCCCGAAGAUAUCGUUCUGGACCCUGUGCAACCUGCAGGCUGGACUUGUACGACUGGCAGCAAGGCUUCCUUCUGGCGUACCGUCGCGCCCAGAUGAACAUCGCGGCGAUAGUGGCGUUUGGAGCUACCGAUUCGUUACAGUCUGAACCAGGAAGAGUGUGGAUCUAGUCGCCGCACUCGACUCUGGAGACUGUCCCUUGUAAUCACUUAUGACGACUCCUACUCUCUGUGGAUUUACUUCAAAUCGCCUUUCUCUACCCAAGAGACAUCCGUUGCUACUUGUCAGCUACGAACCUUUCCGACGCAGACUUAGAGACGUGGACCGUUGAUUCCACACAAUGUCAUGGCUCUUUAUCUCUUUCCCUCGUCCUUCUGAUGAUUGUGUUGUUCAUGUGAAGAUGUUGGCUACUAAUAGGUGCUACACACAUAGGCAUGAGAAUAGCAGUCUGAAAGAAUAAAUGAAAUCGUAUAAUUCACG
Molecule: messenger RNA, 3414 nt
Organism: Marasmius oreades (fairy-ring Marasmius)
Lineage: Eukaryota; Fungi; Basidiomycota; Agaricomycetes; Agaricales; Marasmiaceae
Exons: 3
Coding region: 80-2863 (927 amino acids)
Molecular function (GO): protein binding
Source: RefSeq, a predicted model, not a curated record